CUAGACGACAAAAGUUGUCACGGCAAAACGCAGCCUACUGGCUGCGAACACACACGCACAUGCACGCGCGGGCACGCACCAGCAAAGGGGAUUCGGGUGGAGGGAGAGAGGGCGACAGAGAGAGAGUGCUAUGUUUGUCUGAGAGAGAGCCCCUCCGUGUUAUUUUGUGUGUGUGGCUGAGCGUCUGCGGGUAUGUGUAUAUGUGCGCGCGCGCGCGAGAGAGAGAGAGAGAGAGAGAGAGAGAGAGAGAGAGAGUCCUUUUCUGGGACAGAUAUGGAGCAGCUAAAGAAAAAGUUCGUGUGCAGCUUUCGGGUUUCCAAAGAGGAGAAAGAGGUGCCGGCAUUGGUGAGGCGGGCGUUCGAGACCUUGUCUGGGGGCAAAGGAACCUUGUCCAAGGCUGAGUUCUUGGUGUUCUUGGAGUGUCUACAGGCGAACCCCAGUGGUGAUGGAAAUGAUGUGCCUGGUACCGCAAACGCUGAUGGCAUUCCAAAGAGGCCCGAUGGGGAUAUUGGAAAGGCGCAUGACAAUGCGCAGGAGCGUCUACGACCGGGUAGAGCGAAAACCAAGGACUUUCUCCAGGGCAUGAAGGCGGCUGUGGACACCUUCACUCUGAAGAAUGCGAUGAAGUAUCUUCUCAACCCUGCCGUGAACGCGGCACACGUCAUUACCGAGGACUUGAAAUGCAGUUGCCUCCUUCGACCGGCGCGGACGAGGUUUGGGACGCACUACAAGAUGCUGCAGCGGCUGGAGGUCUGUGAGAAGGCCAUCAGAUGGAUUGUCGCUGGGCAGGAGUGGGAGGCGCAUGCGUGGCGAGGGGACAUCAGGGCCAAGGCCUUCUUUGUGGAGGAAACAGUUCUUGACAAGGCCUUUCGGGCUGAUUCUAAGAAGCUGACUACCGUCAUGAAGGGGCCCUAUGAUGUGUUGCGCGAUUUGGACAAAGAUGUCCACUACUUGUCUCGCAUCUACGAUAUGGCUUGUCGACUGCUCGCCUUCGUCCGAUCAGCCCCCCUUACCGCAGACCAGCGAGAUCACAUGCUUAGGGACGUCUGGAACAGGACAAACAUGCUGCUCAGCCCCAUCCAUGUUGUUGCCCGACUGUUGGAUCCUCAUUUGAGGGACAUUACUGUUUUCAGUAAAGUCGACCUCAUGGCACAAUUUGAGAGUGGUCGAGAGGCUCAUUGGAAAGAAGGGAAGCACGAGAUUCAACGAAGAUUAGGGCAUGCGAAGGAGGUCGAGAAGGAGUAUAACGAGGAGGAUGACACCAAGGAUGAGCAGGAGGAUGUGGAGGAUGACAUUCCCGGCGAGGAGUGGGUGGACAAGAGGUCAGACUCUGACAGACCAGCCGCGUGGAGAGGAGCAUCAGGUGGAGGGGCAGCAACCGAACGAGCAACAAGGGAGGGAGCAGCAGGUGGAGGAGCAGGGGGAGGAGCAAGGGGAGGAGCAGGAGGAGGAGGAGCAGGGGGAGGAGCAGCAGGUGGAGGAGGGGGAGGAGGAGCACCAGGUGGAGGAGCACGAGGAGGGCAUGCAGCAGGGGGAGGAGCGGCAAGUGGAGGAGCACAAGGAGCAGUAGGUGGAGGAGCAUCUGGUGGAGGAGCAGAAGGUGGGGGAGCAGCAGGUGGAGGAGCGCGGGGAGGGCGUGCAACAUCUAAGAGAGGUGCAAACAUUUUAUGAUUCUAGUCGGCAAUUGACUCUCGUCAGGCAGCACGGAGCACAUCCCGACCGUGUAUGGGAUCCCCUCGC
Molecule: messenger RNA, 1740 nt
Organism: Chara braunii
Lineage: Eukaryota; Viridiplantae; Streptophyta; Charophyceae; Charales; Characeae
Source: the annotation of a GenBank genome assembly